Messenger RNA from Dracunculus medinensis (Guinea worm), 778 nucleotides. Lineage: Eukaryota; Metazoa; Nematoda; Chromadorea; Rhabditida; Dracunculidae. The record is from the annotation of a GenBank genome assembly.
UUCUUUGUUUUUUGUACUGCACUGUUUCACUGUAAAUUUAAGCCAUAAUUUUUGAAUUAUCUAAAUAUGAAUAUCGAAUCACGAAAUUUCAGGCAAAUUUUUGGAAUGUGUUCCAAAUACAAGUUCUAUUGCUAAACCUCCACUGUUUCCUUCAUGGAGUCUCGUUUGCUUAGGUUCAGCGAGUUUGUAUAGCCGCAAAAUUGGCUUACGAGAUAUGCCUAAUUUCACAAGUGGAUUGCAUUAUUUGAUUCCAAUUGAUUUCUACUUAACAGUGAAUCGUGAAAAGUGGGAAGAAGAUAUGAAAAUGAUUGGCGGUAUUUCUCGUCGUCUAAGGAAAACCACUUGCGAAAACACUCGAGAGAGGGUUAAGCUUUUCAUUGGUUUCGAAUUUGAAUGCCUUCGCGGUCAUCGUUUUAUUUUUGGGCAAAAGCAUUUAUCAAAUAAAAUGGAUUCUACAUCAAAGUUAAUAAAUUUGGACAUUCCACUAUGGUUGAAAUGUCGCUGCCGUCGUUCAUCUUAUGCUCAAUUAAUGCGUUUGCAUAUCGUUACUCCUAAAGCUCCAGUUACGGUUUUCAUCAAUCCACGCGUUCAGUCACGUUCAACUAUUUUCCAUACCGGUGAAAAACCUAUUGGUCUGGAAUAUUCGCGGUAUUACGUAAUGCGAUUUCCAUACAUUUUUGGCGGUUCUCAUGGAAUUCUUCGCCGUCAAAAUGAUGAUUAUAAAAUGGCAAAAUUAUUAGCCAAUUCCAUAUCUGUUAUUCAUUCUCCUCUAAAUUAA